This is a messenger RNA of Verticillium dahliae VdLs.17, 2610 nucleotides long. Its product is annotated as cutinase transcription factor 1 beta. The transcript has 4 exons. The coding region runs from base 1 to 2610 and encodes 869 amino acids. Gene Ontology annotation, biological process: DNA-templated transcription. Lineage: Eukaryota; Fungi; Ascomycota; Sordariomycetes; Glomerellales; Plectosphaerellaceae. Gene Ontology annotation, molecular function: DNA binding; zinc ion binding. The record is from RefSeq and is a predicted model, not a curated record.
AUGGCUACCACGCAGACAGCAACUGUCGAGGCCACGGCCAAGGCCCCGGCCAAGGCCCCGGCCAAGACUCGCAAGCGAGCCCCCAAAGCCUCGUCCCGGGACCUGGCCAGUCGGGAACUCGCCGGUCUCGUUGACGACUCAUCACCAGAGGCCAUUGGCGAAGCGUCGCAACCAAAGUCGAUAGAGAACCAUGGCUCAUGCCACCACGAUCAUCAACCUCCCAAAACAUCCCAUACCAACAAUCCUGCGGCGACGAGCACCAAAGGAGCCUUCGCAAACACCUUUUCCGUCUCCAAUUCCUUCAACCCAUUACCAGCAACACAAUGGACAAGUACGUCAGAGCAGCCGCAAAAGUCCACCGUGACCUCCGACGUCACGUACUCCUAUUACCCCUUCCUCGCCAUUGGCAACAUUCAUUACAUUCCUCCCCAGGAUGUCAACUUCCUCGAACUUCAAGGCUGCCUGCGGAUGCCAACGAGGGCGAUCCUUGAUGAGUUUGUCCAGCAGUACUUCCUCCACGUUCACCCCAUGCUCCCGCUCCUGAAUGAAGGCGACUUUUGGGACAUGUACUGCAACGGAGGUUCAAAGGGCUUGCAACAAGAGCGAAUCUCGUUACUAGUGUUCCAAGCCAUGCUCUUUUCGACGGCUAACUUCGUCUCUCGUCAAUCGAUCAAGGCCCUGGGGUACCCGACCAUCCGCGCCGCCCGAGCAUCCUUCUACCGACGAGCCAAGCUCCUCUACGACCUCGAAACCGAAUCUUCACCCUUUUCCAUAGCCCAGGCCGCUUUACUCCUGACGCACUGGUCCGCACCGGCCUCGCACAGCUUCCGAAAACCGAACACACAGUGGCUCGCGAUCGCGAUCCAGAACGCCAAGACGGCAGAGGCCCAUCACUACGACGCCGCGCCCACCCACAUUCAGAACACGCUCAAGCGCUUGUGGUGGUGCUGCAUCACCCGCGAUAGGAUCAUGAGCCUCGGGAUCCGCCGGCCUCUUCAUAUCACGCGCGCCCAUUUCGAUUUUGACAAGAACAGCAUCCUCGGAUACGCCGACCUUUCGGAUGAGAUUGAGCGCUCGCGCGUCUACAACCCGGGGACGAAACGCUGCCUCGCAGAGAUAUUGGAGCAACUGGUCGAGCUUUGCGUCGUUCUGACAGAUAUCCUGAUCCUGGUGUUCCCCAUCGACGACAGCCCCGGAUGGGGCCGCGAACUCAAGACCGAGGAGCAAGACAAGCUUCGCGAGUACAAAAUCGACUUGCGCCGGUGGUACAAGAGCGCCACGCUGCGGUUUCCCAUGUUUGGCGGUGGCUCAGUCGCCCGCAUGAACGCGGGGGGCGGUGGAAAGGAGUUUCAACACGACUCGGUCAUUCUGUACACCAACCUAAUGUACAUGUAUUACCAUUCGAGCCGUGUCGUUCUCAGUCACCACGAAGUCCUUCACCUCGCCAUCACAGCUGCCGCGCCCUCCUUUAGUUCGAUCCCCUCCCGCGACCUGGCCAUCAUUGGCGAGAACCGCCACGAGCUUCAGGACGCAGCUUCGGGCGUCACAGAGUGUCUGAAGGAGCUCAUUCACCUCCGACUCGCCCGUUGGCUGCCCAUCAGUGCGGUAGCGUGUACGGCCCUGCCACUGGUCCUCCAUAUCCUCGACGUCAAGCUCUCCUCCUCCGCGCAAAGAUCGUCCGGGUCCUCGGCGAUUGACCCAAAUACGCAGUCCGCUCUGAAGCAGCACCGGCUCAACAUUCUAAUCGAAGCCAUGAAGACGUAUCAACCACAAUACGACGGCGUGGACCUGGUCUCGGAGACGAUCCGCCACAUUGUCAACCUUGCGCAAAUCGACCCGCCCGCCGACGGCGCAAACAACCAAGCAGACGGCUCGGCCAUUUCCGACUGGACCGACAUUCUGGCGUCCCAGCCAUCCUCCUACCUUCGCCUCGCCCUCACCAUGGAUCUCGCCCUCUCCAAGGGCCGCCUGCCCGAAGAUGGCGACUUUCCCGUCUCCCUGCGCGGCCUCUUCACAGGCGGCUUUAAUGCAUUGCGCACCCUCAUCGAGCAGAAGCGCAGCGAGGCAGCCACCGCCGCCGCCGCUGCUGCUGCAAUGGCCCAGAACCACGCCUUCUCCCACGCGAGCGCCCUCCACGCCGUCGACUUUGACGCAGGCACUCUCCGCCCGUCCCUCUUCCAUCUUCAGCCCGGCGUUGUGACAGCCGUUCACUCCGACGAGGAUACGUCGACGACAUCGCCAGCCUCGGCGGGCGAUCACUCGGUCGAGAGCACGACGGACGCGACGUCGCCCCACCAGGUCUACGAUCUCGCCAUGGACAUUGACAUGAUGGGCGGCGGCGGCGGCGAUGACAUGUCCUCGGACGGCAUCGCGGGUCUCGCUGCGGAGGUCAUGGCUGCGUUCCCCCUGCACGGCGUGUCGCCCAGUUCCGGGGGCGACUUUGACGGCAUGUACUUUGAUGGCUCAGAGCAGCGGGGGGAGGCGGCCGAGUGGAUGGACGGGGCGUGGGCGGAGAUGGCGGCGGGGGAGGAGGAGAGGACGGAUCGGGACACGGCGAGGGCAUUGCUCGAGGCGCUGAAGCAGGGCGAGGUUGGUGAUGUUGUGCUGUAA